This is a messenger RNA of Loxodonta africana (African savanna elephant), 3065 nucleotides long. RefSeq names its product protein interacting with PRKCA 1 (gene PICK1). Lineage: Eukaryota; Metazoa; Chordata; Mammalia; Proboscidea; Elephantidae. The record is from RefSeq and is a predicted model, not a curated record. Gene Ontology annotation, biological process: receptor clustering; regulation of Arp2/3 complex-mediated actin nucleation; intracellular protein transport. Gene Ontology annotation, cellular component: postsynaptic density; neuron projection; postsynaptic early endosome. Bases 253 to 1503 code for a protein of 416 amino acids. Gene Ontology annotation, molecular function: protein kinase C binding; phospholipid binding; protein domain specific binding. The transcript has 13 exons.
UUCCGCUUCUUCAAACCAACAUCGAGCUCCCGUCCAUACUUGUUCUCUUUCCUGGUUCUGGGAGCCCCUGGAGCCAGAGACGGAAAGGCUGCCUGCAGGGAUUGGGGCGAGUACCUCAGGGAGAGGGAAGGCGGGACUUCCGCGUCUCACCGGAAGUGACGCGACAGUCGCGGCCGCCGACAGGUGGAACGGCAGUUUCCUUUUCCCCUACCGAGGUUUGCAGUUAGCCAGCCCAUCCCAACUCUCGGAACCAUGUUUGCAGACUUGGAUUAUGACAUCGAGGAGGAUAAACUUGGAAUCCCUACCGUGCCUGGGAAGGUGACCCUGCAGAAGGAUGCCCAGAACCUCAUCGGGAUCAGCAUUGGAGGAGGGGCCCAGUACUGCCCCUGCCUCUAUAUCGUCCAGGUGUUUGACAACACCCCGGCAGCCUUGGACGGCACUGUGGCAGCUGGAGAUGAGAUCACUGGUGUCAAUGGCAGGUCGAUCAAAGGAAAAACUAAGGUGGAGGUGGCGAAGAUGAUUCAGGAGGUGAAGGGGGAGGUGACCAUCCACUACAACAAGCUGCAGGCGGACCCCAAGCAGGGCAUGUCCCUGGACAUCGUGCUGAAGAAGGUAAAGCACCGGCUGGUGGAGAACAUGAGUUCGGGGACUGCAGAUGCCCUGGGCCUGAGCCGGGCCAUCCUGUGCAAUGAUGGGCUCGUCAAGAGGCUGGAGGAGCUGGAGCGGACGGCUGAGCUGUACAAAGGGAUGACGGAACACACCAAGAACCUCCUGCGGGCCUUCUAUGAGCUGUCGCAGACACAUCGGGCCUUUGGGGACGUGUUCUCUGUGAUCGGGGUACGGGAGCCCCAGCCAGCCGCCAGUGAGGCUUUUGUGAAGUUUGCCGACGCCCACCGCAGCAUUGAGAAGUUUGGCAUCCGGCUGUUGAAAACCAUCAAGCCGAUGUUGACAGACCUGAACACGUACCUCAACAAAGCCAUCCCGGACACUCGCCUAACCAUCAAGAAGUACCUGGACGUGAAGUUUGAAUACCUGUCCUACUGCCUGAAGGUGAAGGAGAUGGACGACGAGGAAUACAGCUGUGUGGCCUUAGGGGAGCCCCUGUACCGAGUGAGCACAGGCAACUACGAGUACCGUCUGAUCCUGCGCUGCCGCCAGGAGGCCCGCGCCCGCUUCUCCCAGAUGCGCAAGGACGUGCUGGAGAAGAUGGAGCUGCUGGAUCAGAAGCAUGUCCAGGACAUCGUGUUCCAGCUGCAGCGCUUUGUGUCCACCAUGUCCAAGUACUACAAUGACUGCUACGCUGUGCUGCGGGAUGCCGACGUCUUCCCCAUCGAGGUGGACCUGGCACACACCACGCUGGCCUACGGCCUCAGUCAGGAGGACUUCACCGAUGGAGAGGAUGAAGAGGACAACAAUGAGGACACGGCAGCCAGGGAACCGUCCCAGGAUGCGCGAGGGGCUGCUGGGCCCCUGGACAAGGAUGGAAGCUGGUGUGGCUCCUGAGUGCCCCCAUGGGGUGUGGAUCUGGGGGGUAGGGUGAAUGGGAGGAAGACAGCAGGGGAGCGGGACGGGGCCGCUGGACCACAGGGUGGCGCAUAAAGGCCUGCUGCCUUGGGGCGCCUGCCUCCCUGCUCCUCUGUCCUAGCACAGCGAGCCUGCUGCCCUGCCAGGGAAGGCCGGGGCAUGGUCUGGGACCUGGACACUGGCUCCUCCAGCCUUCUUUCCCUACCUCCCAGCCCGAUGGAGAGCCUGGUCUCUGGACCUACCUUAGGAGGGAGAGGGCAGAAGGAAGAGGGAUUGGAGGUGGCAUAAAGUUCAGGAUCAGUCCUCAUGGUCACCUUUUGCUGGCCCCCUAGAGCCUGCCAGGAGUGGGAGGAUGGAGGUGGGUCGCUGAGGUUGGGGCCAGCGUCUCUUGUGUGCCCUCGCCUUGCCGAGGCUACUCCUGUCCCAGGCCACACACACCUCGGUGGCCUUUAUUUAUUCUCUUCCCCCAGUGCAGUCACUUUUCUGGGGAAGGGCUGGGGCACUGGGCCUGUAUUUAAUAAACACAAACCCAGAUGGAGCAGCUGUUUGCAGUGGCCUCAGACCCACCGCCCUCAACCUGCCCUCCGCGUCUGCUCCACACACGAGGGAGGAGGGUGGAAGCAGUCUGCGGACAGUUCACUUCGUCCACGUCACUUGUUCCUCACAGUGGCGCUGCAGGGUUAGCACUAUUGUCCCUUUUACAGAUGGGAAACUGAGGCUCAGAGAAGUAUCUUGCUCCAGGCCACACCGGGUACAAGGGACAAAGUGGGAUUUGAACUCAGAUCUGAUAGGUUUAAAGGCCUUGACUUUUCCGCCUGCCUCCAAAGCUUUCUGCCUUGUGGGGCCCGUGCAUAUCCUCCCUCAUCUUUGAUCCUUCAGUGCUGCUGGCUGUGAAAUGGCCUUUAUUGGGGAGGCCAGGCCAGAUGCUGGGAAGGGGACCUGGGGUCUUAGAGGGGAGGAAAGUGCUAAGGGUGUCCCAGCUGCUCCAGCUGCACCUGCUCUGCCCUGGGCCCUGGGGAGAAGCCCAGCUGAGACACCAUGCCAGUCCUGUCUGCAAAGUGGGAGAAAUGGGUGGCCACGCGUCCUGCUUUGCCUGGAGAGCUCCAGGCCACAGCAGUGUAAUUAUUGCCGGUGGCCCCUCUCACUCUCAGUGUCGCUGUUUGGACAGUGAUCUAUUGUCUUCCUGAGAAGGGGGAGGUGUGAGAGGUGGGCGGAGUCCCAACUGAAAAAAACAAGUUUUCUGCUUAUUCGCUCUGAGCAUGCGGGUCCCAGGCUGAAACCAAGUGGGGUUCACAGGCAGGAUUGGGAGCGUGGGGCUGGGUGCUGUCACCAGUAGUCUACAGGGGUCCCCUCCAAACCAUCAGACCAUACUGCUUCUCUGAAAGAGUUGGGACACAGCUUGGACCAGACCAUAUGCUAGUUCCUAACUGCCCUGUGCCUCAGUUUCACUAGCUACGAAGUGUAGAUACUGUACCUCCCUCAAUGAGCUGUCAGGAUUAAAUGAGUUCCCAUUUGUAAAGGGCUUGCUUAGAGCAGUGGCU